Messenger RNA from Hyla sarda, 1520 nucleotides. RefSeq names its product protein SCO2 homolog, mitochondrial (gene SCO2). The record is from RefSeq and is a predicted model, not a curated record. The transcript has 2 exons. Bases 138 to 965 code for a protein of 275 amino acids. Gene Ontology annotation, molecular function: copper chaperone activity; copper ion binding. Lineage: Eukaryota; Metazoa; Chordata; Amphibia; Anura; Hylidae. Gene Ontology annotation, cellular component: mitochondrial inner membrane. Gene Ontology annotation, biological process: mitochondrial respiratory chain complex IV assembly; intracellular copper ion homeostasis.
UCCAGCAGCACAGCACAGCACAGUGCUUGACACAUCCCACGUGAUCUCUGAUCACAUGAUCAUGACAUCAUCAAAGGUCCUUAAGCUCACUGAGAUCUAGCGUGUUCUGUAACCUCCAGAAGCUGCAGAGCACGAGGAUGCUGCGGCACAUACAUCGUAUUAGUAAAUCUUCUCUGAGUCCUUUCCUAAACCAUGGGGUCAUAAAUCAAGCCAAUGCAAGACCAAACGACUGCAUAAACAAGAUAAAAUGGUGGAUCGCUACAAGACAAAUAUCUACAUCUCCACCAUUACAGAAAUCCCAGCAACCAGGGUCCUCAAAGGGUCCAAUAUCAUUAAGAACAAGGCUGCUUGUGAGCUGCAUUAUUGGUGGAGCGGCAGUGGGAAUCUGGCAGUAUCUGCGGUGGGAGAAGCAGGAGAAGAAGAAGCUGGAACGCAUGCAGCAGCUCCGCACCAUAGCGGUUGGUCAAGGAGACUUCAGUCUUACUAAUCAUAAAGGCCAGCCCUGCUGUAAAAAAGACUUACGAGGUAACUGGGUGCUGAUGUACUUUGGCUUCACCCAUUGUCCAGAUAUCUGUCCAGAUGAAUUGCAAAAGCUAAGUUCUGCAGUGACCCAGUUGGACAAGGACCCCACUUUGCCCCCUGUGCUGCCUGUCUUUAUUUCAGUGGAUCCAGAGCGUGAUAACGUUACGGAACUAGCAAAGUACGUGAGUGACUUCCAUCCACGUCUCGUAGGGCUGACCGGAUCCCAGGAAGAGAUCAAGGCAGUAGCCCAAGCCUACCGCGUGUACUACAGCGCAGGACCCCGUGAUGAGGAUAAUGAUUACAUCAUUGAUCACACCAUCCUUAUAUACUUGCUGAAUCCUGAUGGACUGUUCACAGACUACUAUAACCGCAGUAUAAAUGAUCAGGAAUUAGCUGAAAGCGUAAAACGGCAUAUAAAAUCCUACAAGUCAAUAUUCAGCUGACAGUGUUGUCACUCAACUAAUUCUGUUCACAAGAUUCUGGGGAUUUUCUGUUUUGGCCUUUCUUUACCCAUAAACUACACAGAAAUUUCAUUUUGAUAUUUUAUUUUUAAAAUUAAAUUAAACUUUUUAUACCUUUACUAUCCUAUGAGAAAUCCUGUGGCUAAAAGAUGGCAAUAAAAAAGACAUGAUUGAAAAUGCUUCAGUGCAUACAUUGUGUGAAGGGCUCGUGAACACUACUGUAUGAAGCAGGGCUAUGUGCCUACGCAGAAUUCUCAAGCAGAAGUAUAGGAAAGUUGGGGGAGAAUCCAUGUGGAGGACAUGAACGAUUUGUCACCCAACUUUCCCAGACUCUUGAAUUGGAAAACUGUUUCAGUUAUGCAAUGUUAGAGAGGCAGGUUAGCCAUGACUCUGUGACUAGGUAGAAUUAUCGUGCAAGACUCUAGGAAAGCUGGAUGAAAAUGUAUAAGGGAGCUAUGAACAAGUUGGCACUCAGCUUUCCCAGACUCUUGACUGGUAAAUGUAAUGACCAUUGCAGUACAAAAGCAGUGGUCUCCA